GAGCUAUAAAGGCAGGCUCCCUUCCCAUGCUCAGUACCUUCUGCCACCAUGAGUGCCCUCCUGAUCCUGGCCCUUGUUGGAGCAGCUGUUGCUUUUCCUGUUGAUGAUGACAAGAUCGUCGGAGGAUACACUUGCCAGCAGAAUUCUGUGCCCUACCAGGUGUCUCUGAACUCUGGCUACCACUUCUGUGGAGGCUCCCUCAUCAAUAGCCAGUGGGUGGUGUCUGCAGCUCACUGCUACAAGACCCGCAUCCAAGUGAGACUGGGAGAGUAUAACAUCAACGUCCUUGAGGGCAAUGAGCAGUUUGUCACUGCUUCCAAGAUCAUCAAGCACCCCAAAUUUAGUUCGAGGACCCUGGACAAUGACAUCAUGCUGAUCAAGCUCGCUUCCCCAGUGACCCUCAAUGCCCGUGUGGCCACCGUAUCUCUGCCCACCUCCUGUGCAGCUGCUGGCACUCAGUGCCUUAUCUCUGGCUGGGGCAACACCCUCAGCUCUGGUGUAAACAACCCAGACCUGCUCCAGUGCCUGAACGCCCCAGUGCUGUCUCAGAGUGCCUGUGAAGCUGCUUAUCCAGGAGAGAUCACAGCUAACAUGAUCUGUGUUGGCUACCUGGAGGGAGGCAAGGAUUCCUGCCAGGGUGACUCUGGUGGUCCCGUGGUCUGCAAUGGAAAACUCCAGGGUAUCGUCUCCUGGGGCUAUGGCUGUGCCUUGAAAAAUAACCCUGGUGUGUACACCAAGGUCUGCAACUACGUGAGCUGGAUUCAGAGCACAAUUGCUGCCAACUAAGAAAAUCCCCAACCCCUCCUCAGUCCCCGUAUCAAUAAAGUUCAUUUGCCCUCA
Messenger RNA from Mesocricetus auratus (golden hamster), 840 nucleotides. RefSeq names its product anionic trypsin-2. The record is from RefSeq and is a predicted model, not a curated record. Gene Ontology annotation, molecular function: serine-type endopeptidase activity. The transcript is spliced from 5 exons. Bases 49 to 786 code for a protein of 245 amino acids. NCBI's taxonomy places the organism in Eukaryota, Metazoa, Chordata, Mammalia, Rodentia, Cricetidae. Gene Ontology annotation, biological process: proteolysis.